CAACACAUCAGUUGCAUUUGGUUUCUCGUUGGAAGUGGUCGCCGUACGCCGAUUUCUUUUUGUACCCCGAGAGUCUUGCGAAACGUGGGCGCGUUAAUAAAUUCAAAACAAACAACAUCAAAAAACAAACACCAGAAAAUCUCAGGAGAGCAUGAGCUCCCCAAAUUGGACGGAUUAUUCGUAGAUGAAAGUUGAACUAUCGACAGAGGGGUUGGAGGAAAUUAACGUAAUCAUGCAUGUGACACACGCAGAAAGUAAUGCUUCCACGGAAGAAGGUCAACACAACAUUUUCAUACACCCGACUUUAAGUGCCUACUAUCAGAAUCUCACGCCAUUCAUAGCCCUUUCGAUGUUCGUCGGUUCUCUGCUGGUGCUACUCAACAUAGCUAUAUUCUCCCAUACGGUGUCGAAGAUUCGCAACAGCUGUGACCCCUGCACUCGCGUCCCGUCUAUAAUCAUGUGUUCGCUGUAUCCCAUAAUCUGUGGCGCAGCUUUCACCACCAUCAUGCUGCCAAAGGGUUGGCUAGUAUGCCACACCGUAAUGCAUAUCUGCUUUACCAUUGGUGCAGUGGUGUUUCGACAAUUGUGCUUCCGCUAUGUGGGUUCUGAACUGACCUAUGCGAAAGAGAACGACGGAGCAGCGGUCGCGAUAAGUACUCCCCCCUGCUGCUGUUGCUGCCUGUGUCUGCCAGCGCUGAUGCCAUCGAAGACUAAGCUCGCCCUGCUGCGAUACAUGGUGUGGCAGAUGCCCAUUGUUCAAGGCUGCAUCAUGUUGGUGCUAAACCUCAUCUACUACCGGGAAAAGGAUCUGUACCAUAGUGUCAACAUGUACUUCAUACCCUUCCUGGUCAGCUCCAUCCUUAUUGGUAUAUGGGCGCUGAACAUCGUUGUACGCAUGGUAAACUCCAUUCAUUCCGAAUAUGGAUUAAUGAAGAAGAUGUUUUGCCUCCAACUAAUCCUUCUGUUAUGCAAAUUGCAAUACAUGCUGCUGGACACUCAAUUGAAUCACAUCGAGCUGGGCGGCUAUUAUCCCAUCAACCACACAAUAUACAAGCAAACAAUAAUCAAUCUCUUAAUAUUGGUGGAAAUGGUGCUGGUGUCGCUCCUGGUGCAGAACGCCUACAAAUCACCGCCAGUCUAACUGCCCAAAUUGAAUGCCGAUUAAUGGACAGGCAACAAGGAAUUCCGAUUGUGAUAUACAUAUGAAUGUAUAUGUACUUAUUACUUAUGUAGCAGAGCAAGCACUCACACACACACACACAUUACAUGCACAUGUGAUCAUUACUGUAUAUUUAUCAAAUUAUCUAUUGCAUUAAGAGAAAAACAUCGAGCACAUUCAUUCGUACCCUUAAAAUUUAAAUUAAAUACAAAUCGUAAA
Molecule: messenger RNA, 1378 nt
Organism: Musca domestica (house fly)
Lineage: Eukaryota; Metazoa; Arthropoda; Insecta; Diptera; Muscidae
Product: organic solute transporter alpha-like protein
Exons: 6
Coding region: 185-1141 (318 amino acids)
Biological process (GO): transport
Molecular function (GO): transporter activity
Source: RefSeq, a predicted model, not a curated record